Molecule: messenger RNA, 1086 nt
Organism: Carassius carassius (crucian carp)
Lineage: Eukaryota; Metazoa; Chordata; Actinopteri; Cypriniformes; Cyprinidae
Product: testis development-related protein-like
Exons: 4
Coding region: 226-912 (228 amino acids)
Biological process (GO): spermatogenesis
Cellular component (GO): nucleus; cytosol
Source: RefSeq, a predicted model, not a curated record
CGGUCCAGGUGCUCCAGCCAACCGUGUGCUCAGCCGUUCAUCAGAAGAAGACAGUGGCCGGGAGGAAAGUGUGUGUGACUGUGGGGUAUCGCGAUUACAGACGGGUCAUUGUUCUGAUUUAACCGCUGCCUCUUCGCGAUCUCCUCGCCCUCAGUCUUCACUCGCAUCCCAUGAGCUUGGAAAACCCCGUGCUUCCGAGAUACAGCUGAACUCCCUAGGCGCAUAAUGUUCAAGAAGAGCAAGAGCAAAGUUCUGGUGGAUGAAGCGUCAGAAGAGGAGGAAGACGUGUCGUGGCAUCACGAUCACGCGAGGAAGGAUAAAGACUCUGAGGGAACAGAGGAAGUUCUGAGUCCCUCAACAAAGGAUUCAAAAUUAAAGAAGGUUAAAUCAAAGCGAGAAAAAGGAGACAAGAAGUUGUUUCCAUCUCAGGACGAUGAACACAUCUUGCUGACAGGAGUCACGGUCUCUCACAGAAGAGGGUCUGCUAAGAAAAACUGGGAGGACGACAAGAGUAAAGUGCACCCAGAAAAAGACAAAGCACACUGUCUGUGGGACAGCAUCACAAUGACGAUGAAGCAAAUCACACCCACAAAGAAGAUCGACAAGAUUGAGGGCUGGGAACCGCCUCAGCUGAACGACGGAAUGGAGGAAGAAAACAAUGAGCCGGAGAAGAAGAGGAGCGACUCGACCCCGCUGUCCUCCCCUCUGACGCUGUCUCUGCCACAUUCUCUGGGUCUGCCGUCCUGGGUUGGUUUGGGUUCGGAGGAGGACUCGUCUCGUUACGCUAGUCUGACUGAAUCACAGACGGGUGGCCCUGCCCAGUGGGCGGCUCGGGCGCGAGAUAAAUUAGCAGCCGUUCGUCGCCGAAGUCCAGCCAGCCUAUCAGAAAAUAAUUGGGAGGGGCUGAAAUGAUUUACAUAUUAAUGUAUGUGAGGAUGGCCACGCCCCGUGUAUACCAACUCUAAUUGGACAGCCCACCGAUGUGAAGAUGUGAAGAGUAGGACCCUCAGACCAAGAGUGCCUGCGUCAAUGAUUUAUUGUCACUUUUUCAUUUGAUAUAAAAUACGUGUCCAACUUUUGAAUGGA